AUGCGAACGUGGUCCAGCCUUCCAGCAGGCCUGAGGCAUUCGUCCUUGGCCGUGACACCGGGCGGCAAUUCGCGCACUCAUUACCGUAGUGUUAUAGCUUCAGCUUCAUUUCAAAGCAAUGACAGUUUUUGUACCCCGCAGCGAAGCUCAGGCUAUGGACCCAUUCGCCGUCGACCCAUUCGCUGUCGACAAGCUCUCAACCAGCGACUAGGCAGCUUCCAGUUGCGUCGAAAUUUCUCGAAUACCCCGGCUGCGCGAAUCACACUGGAAGAAGAUGACGAGGACGAUCCAACUCCGCCGCCCCUGGUCAACAGACACCCGAAUCGUCUGGAUGGCAAAGACAAUUUGCGGAAGAUUCUUUCAUCUCGAACAGAGAAGCCUAGAAAGCGUACUGUGUUCACGACUCAGGACCGGGUAGAGAUUAUCAUGAUUGGGCACAAGCUUCGAUUCAUGACUCCCGUCUCUCAACUUGGUCAGGAAUUUGUGGAUCUCAAAUAUCACAACCUCAAUACGAUUCUGUUGAAAUGUGAGAACCAUUUCCGAUCGUGGAAAAGGAAAUAUGUCGAGGCCUUUCAUGCAAUUGUGAUCGAGCCCUUCAAUGCAACAUUUGCAUUGCUCCAGACAGAGCUUCAAGAAAAUCACUACGGGAACAGGCUGAUUGAGCACGAAUAUUGCAAGAUUCGCUUUAAGAGAUAUCCCACACUGCGAAAGCGAGUUGAAAAAUCGGCCCGGAAUAUCGCCAAUCUGCAGGUUGCAGUCAGCCAGGGAAUCCGCAAAACCCUUGAGGGAGUUGUCAAUGAUUCGGAAGUCUACACACAGGAUCUCGUCAAUCUGGUUGAAAGGGACUACUUGCAGCCCCGAGAGUCUGCUAGAGCUAACCUCGACGUCCUCCUAGAAUAUUCGGAGAUGCUGCAAGUAGAGUACCGCCAGCUCCAAAAGAAAGGAUUCGCCGUGCGAGACGGGGCGAUUAAAAUUCAAGGGGCUUUGAUUGACCUAGCACACACGAGUAUAUCUGGUGGUCCAAAGUACAUGGCAAUGGCACAUUCACUCAAAGCGAAUACGGUAGCAACUGCUCAGAUCGCCCACUAUUACCGAGGCUAUUGGUACAGAUCCAGGGAAUCUCAGGAUCCACUCAAAGCCGCAGGCAACCACGUACCCAACAAAGUUAUCCAGUACAAUACCCAACGAUCUCCCUGGGAGGUCUCGACAGCACUGUUGUUGGAUAGACCCCCUAAUUUGAAAGGAGUCAUCGAAAAGGAACAGACCUUGCCCGCCCGUCGGCUAUGGGAAAAUUAUCGAAAAUGGCGCCAAGGGCCCCAAACCACUAGAUGCUUGCCAGAGAACAGAUAUCUACGCCAGCUAGAUGCCAUGGCACCCUUCGAUAUUCUCCAUUUCAUGCAACGAGAAAUCUUCAAUGAGACGUACUACUUGAUAGGUUCCUUGCAAGGCACAUAUGGCCCUAUGUGGGAUGGCCUCUCUCCUUCUAAGGCCGCGCAGUCUGCUGACCGGAUCUUCGAUUGGGCCACUAAAUACCGCCAAAGUCAAAGGGACUUCAUGACAGAGCUGAGUCUGUACAGAAAUAUCAAUUGGAUUCGACUUCAAACGGAGGAAAAACUCGAAGACUUGGGCUUGCCCAGCAUGCAAAAACAGGAUUUUUUCAAUUUGCCUCAGCCAUUAAGUCAAGACGAAUCUCUAUUUGAAUCCUACGUUGAUUCACUGGCCUCAAUUAGCAUCAACUCAUGGUGGAUAUCUAUAAUAUUGAACACUAAUCAGGAGUCUUUGCUGAGCUCGACAGUGUCGGUGAAAUCAUUUUGGAAUCGCAUAGGGAAACUGAUACGCCACCGAGAGAAAAUCAUGAAUUCCCCGGGAAUCCAAAAUCUGGGCUCUGAGAUCGCCAUCCGGAAACCCCUGAGGCGGAGAAGACGUCGGGGUCAGCCGUCGAAAGUUCUUCAGAAAAAUAAGGACACAAAGCCCGAUAUCCGCAAUAAUUCUUCGAACCAAGCGCAAGAACCGUCAGAGUCUGGACAGAUUCCAUUUGCAGCUGUCAUGUCUAAGCUCAUGGCACCAUUUUGGACCACGACGAAACCCCAUUCCGAACAAAAAGCAGCCUCAAAGAUAUCGUUUGACGCGAAUACCCCGGACAACAAGCAGAAUGCUAUAUCUGAAAAGCGGAUUUCGGAUAAGAAACCGACCGACCAUGUGAUGAAGCCUUGGUCUGCGAAAUCGGCAUCGUCCGAGCCUUCGGGAAAACAUCGAUCAACAACAGACGACCCCUUUGCAACUCAGAAACCCCUUCAAGCAAGCGCGGGAACCAGCUCAAAGAAUGGCAGGCGAGAGGCCAUGGGUGCAGACCUCAAAGCUACGGUGAAUAAGCUGCGGGUACUAGCCGAGCUUGACGCGACGCAGGAGUCUUCUCCAACGACACCAGCAGCAGGAGUUGCUGGAAAGACUUCAGGUCGGAAAACCUUGCGAGCCUACCGUCGCCGAGUAAUAAAACGAUCGUAUUGUACCGAUUCACGAUUCACCGAUGCCAAUGCCCGGGACUGCAGCCAUGACCCUCUUGAAAAUCAACCAGCCGCCACCAAUGUCCCCUCAAUCAGAACAACCACUAAAGAUACUACUUGGUCCACAGAGGACGGAUUAAUCCCUUCCCACAUCCCAUCUUCGGUGCUCAAUGGCAAAGCCAACUCAGAGGCUACCCCAUCAUUCUGGACCCAUAGCGACCAACGAGCCCCGAGCGGUCAGAAAGUUCUUGUCCAUUACUGCAGAACCCUCGAAAGCACCGAAGAAAUCUCAAAACUCUUCAUCGGCAGCAAAGUCAUUGGCUUUGACAUGGAAUGGAAAGCCCAAGCCUUCGCUACAGACACCAUCCAGAACAACCUCUCAUUGAUCCAGAUCGCGAAUGAAGACCGUAUCGCGCUUUUCCAAAUCGCCCUUUUUAAGCCUGCUCGCGGUCUGGAAGACUUUGUUGCUCCAACCCUCCGACGCAUUCUCGAGUCUACAGAUAUCACCAAGGUCGGAGUUGCGAUCAAAGCGGACUCGACUCGUUUGCGCAAGUUCCUUGGCGUUGAGGCGCGGUCGAUCUUUGAGUUGAGCCAUUUGUUCAAGUUGGUUAAGUAUGGUCAGGCGAAUCCAAAGCUGGUCAAUAAGAGGAGUGUAAAUUUGAGUGAGCAAAUGGAAGAGCAUUUUGGAUUGCCGCUUGAGAAAAGCGAGGAUGUGCGGUGCGGGGAUUGGACGAGGUCUUUGAAUUAUCGUCAAGUCCAAUAUGCCGCUACGGAUCCUUACGCAUGUCUCUGUCUGUUCAAUGCCAUGGAACAAAAGAGAGAGGCCAUGCUCCCUGUCCCGCCUCGCCCUGCGCAUGCCGAACUGAACCAGCCAAUUAUUAUUCCCAGCGGGGAUGUGGUGAGGAGUGGAGAUAAGGAGUCUGCAGCCACUGAUCCCAUCGAGGUUGAUGUUGCUGAGCGCUCUUAG
This is a messenger RNA of Penicillium atrosanguineum, 3471 nucleotides long. RefSeq names its product 3'-5' exonuclease. The record is from RefSeq and is a predicted model, not a curated record. NCBI's taxonomy places the organism in Eukaryota, Fungi, Ascomycota, Eurotiomycetes, Eurotiales, Aspergillaceae. Gene Ontology annotation, cellular component: cytoplasm; nucleus. Gene Ontology annotation, biological process: nucleobase-containing compound metabolic process. The coding region runs from base 1 to 3471 and encodes 1156 amino acids. Gene Ontology annotation, molecular function: 3'-5' exonuclease activity; nucleic acid binding. The transcript has 3 exons.